ACGGAGUAAUAACAAAAACGAAAUCCGGAAAAUUUAUUCUUCUAGUCCUUUUGCGUAUGUUCUCAGGUUCUGAUACCUAACUCCGGCCAUCUUCUCCACCUUAACCUGAUGAACAACGUGGGCAGUCGAACACAUACUGGGAAGGAACCGUCCGUUGGUUGCAGUUGCCAGUUGCUUAUCCUUCUUUUUCUUCUUUACCGCUGGUGCAUUUCCUUUUGCUUGGUUUUGUUUUCGUUUGGCGAAAUCAUGAUCUAGUUUCAUCCGUCGAAGGUGCUCGAUCUCUCGUGACAUCAACGAUGCGAUGGUCCCUCGAGCCCCAACCUCGACCGGAUUCAGAUUCGGAUCCAGUGUUGGCGUUGCCAUCGCCGUGAACAAUGAUAUCCUCAAAGUGUCCGGUCUUAUACAACCAUGUAGAGUAGCGUAGAAACAGAAAUGUGGAGUUAGGUUGUAAAUUUUGUCUGCCUUUCUUUUUGUGCUCUGGCGAUGCUUGUGUCUCUCUCUAUUAAUGGACAUUUCCGUUGAUUGGCGUAGACUAGUGGUGUUUCCCAUGACAAUUGUCGGAAGUGCAGUUGGAUAUUUUCUUUCCUCUCUUGCCGGAGGAGUUAAGGAACAUGGUGGUUCGGAUCCUCGACACAAUAAAGUUUUUUUUUUUUUUUUUGUAAUUUUGUGCAGAUGAAGUGGGAAUAAAUUGGUUGGAUUAAUUAAUAGAUCUUUUACAUAAACAAAAGCUUGAUCCUGCAGUGUUGCCAUCGUCGACAUGGCUCCCGCAUCUCGAGGCCGCAAUCUGUCACCGCCACCGUCUUCCAACGCCUGCGGCGCCUUUCUCCAUGAAAUCACCAGCUGCCUACGAGCAGCUCUCCCUGUUUCAUUAUCCUACAUCUUGACGAACCGCUCCAAUGUCUCCCUUUUUUAAUGCCUCCCCUAGCCCUACGCGCGGAGAACGAGGCCUUGAGCCGAGCGACUGCAGCGAUUCCUGGAAACGGAGACCUCACCACCCUCAUUUCAAUCACCUUGCUACUGUGACGACCGUCUCCCUAGUUGCCGCCCUCAAUGGCGAACUGCCGCUAUCUGUUGAUUCCGCUCUUCAUCCUGCAUUCGGCUCACACUGCGCGCUCCUCCGACCCUCUUCUUUCGCCCAAAGGCGUUAACUACGAAGUGGCGGCUCUGAUGUCGGUGAAGAGUAGGAUGAGAGAUGAGGCCGGGGUGAUGGGUGGCUGGGACAUCUACUCCGUCGACCCUUGCACGUGGUUCAUGGUCGGCUGUUCCUCCGAUGGAUUCGUCAUCUCCUUGGAAAUGGCGAGUAAUAGCUUGUCCGGGACGCUGUCGCCGAGCAUUGGCAACCUAAGUCACCUGCAAACUUUGCUAUUGCAAAAUAACAAAAUAUCAGGUAUUAUUCCUCCAGAAAUAGGAAAGUUGUCACAGCUGAACACCCUUGACAUCUCUGGUAACCAGUUCACUGGACAAAUUCCAAGUGCUCUUGGGCUUCUGUCUCAGUUAGUUUACAUGCGACUUAACCGGAAUGGUUUGUCUGGUCCGAUUCCUGAAGCAGUUGCUAAUCUUUCGGGUCUCUUAUUCUUAGAUGUAUCAUUCAAUAACUUAACAGGUCCAACCCCAAAGAUACUUGCAAAUGAUUACAGUCUUGCAGGUAAUAAGUUACUCUGUAACACUUCUCAUUUGCAUGGUUGUGCACUUGUAACGCUAACAAGUAAUGAAACUAGAGCUUUGGAACAUUCUAACAACCAUCAGUUGGCAGUUGCAAUCCCUUUAAGUAUUGGUUGUACCUUAAUAUUAUCUUUGCUACUGCUUGUUUUCUGGUUACGUUGCUGCAAAUGGAGCAUGAAUUUUGCUGGAGAUGAUCAAAACUAUGAAUUUGAAAUGGGACAUUUGAAGAGAUUCCCUUUCCGUGAACUACAAAUCGCAACAGAAAACUUUAGUGCCAAACUUGUAUUAGGUCAAGGUGGGUUUGGAGUUGUUUAUAAAGGCCAUCUCAGAAAUGGAACUGUGGUAGCAGUGAAGCGAUUAAAGGAUCCAAAUUUUACUGGAGAAGUACAGUUCCAAACAGAAGUUGAAAUGAUUGGCCUAGCUCUGCACAGGAAUUUACUCCGACUAUAUGGAUUUUGCAUGACCACAAAUGAGAGAUUGCUUGUGUAUCCUUUUAUGCCAAAUGGGAGUGUGGCUGAUCGUUUAAGAGAUCAUUCUCAUAGUAAACCAUCCUUGGACUGGAACAAGAGAAUGCGAAUUGCAAUCGGUGCUGCUAGAGGGCUCUUAUAUCUGCACGAACAAUGUAACCCGAAAAUAAUUCACAGGGAUGUUAAAGCUGCAAACAUUCUACUUGACGAAUGUUUUGAAGCGGUGGUAGGAGAUUUUGGAUUAGCAAAACUUCUAGAUAGGAGAGAAUCUCACGUCACAACUGCAGUUCGUGGCACUGUAGGACACAUUGCUCCAGAGUAUCUCUCUACUGGGCAGUCAUCCGAGAAGACUGAUGUUUAUGGAUUUGGCAUCCUACUAUUGGAAUUGAUCAUAGGCCAAAAGACCAUGAGUUCUGGAAAUGGUAAUUCCCAGAAAGGAAUGAUUCUCGACUGGAUCAAGACUUUACAUGAAGAGAAGAGAGACGCUGAAUUGGUUGACAAGGAUCUCAACGAUGCUUUUAAUUCUGCUCAGCUUGAAACUGCCGUGGAGGUUAUUCUGCUCUGCACUUCUUCAAAUCCUGCCCUUCGGCCAAAGAUGUCUGAAGUUGUUAAAACACUUGAAUCUAUUUCUGGGCCAGCAGAACAAAGUGAAGAAACUCAUGGGGAAGUAACUUGCUGUAGGUCUUGCAACUCCUCCAGAAGCUCUGAUGGUGCUAAUGAAGCCUCUUCUUUCAUCAUCGAAGCUAUUGAGCUCUCAGGGCCCAGAUGAUUAUGACACUUCCAAUCAGAUUUUUAGAACCAAGUGUUUCUUCUCAUACAUGUAGAUGUAGACGGGUUUGAUCAUCGUGGCUACUGGAAUGACUAAUGAAUGGAAAAAAAAUGUACAUGAAGAUCUUACUGUAUUUAGGAUAUAAUUUAAGCCCUCUGAAAGCUGAAUUCAUAUCGAAUUUUGAUGUGUACGAAGUACAUGAACAACUAGUGCCUUUUUUCAAUACAUCUUGAGAAUAGGCAUUAAAUUA
Molecule: messenger RNA, 3148 nt
Organism: Zingiber officinale
Lineage: Eukaryota; Viridiplantae; Streptophyta; Magnoliopsida; Zingiberales; Zingiberaceae
Product: probable LRR receptor-like serine/threonine-protein kinase At5g45780
Exons: 11
Coding region: 1051-2898 (615 amino acids)
Biological process (GO): protein phosphorylation
Molecular function (GO): ATP binding; protein kinase activity
Source: RefSeq, a predicted model, not a curated record